UUUGCUUCGUCUACAACUAAGAAUUUUUCGCAUAUCACCAUUAUUGAAAUUUACUACCGAGAAUGAAGUUGGUUCUAGCAAUCCUUUUGGCAUUCUUUGCUUUGGCUUAUGCCUAUCCCAGUCCAGGUGCUGAUCAGCAAGAAACGUUAGAUACGGUGAACGUGCCAUUGCUUGCGGAUGCGGACUCCGAUCAUGUACGAGAAGCGCGUGGUUCUGGUCCUGGUUGUUGUGGUGGCGGCGGCCGUGGUGGAGGUGGUUACGGAGGUUAUAAUGGUGGUGGUGGCAACAGAGGCUAUAAUGGCGGUGGCGGUGGCGGUGGCGGCUAUGGUGGUUAUUCCAGUGCUAGUGCUAGUGCCAGCGCCCAAGCUUCAGCCAGUUCUGGUGGCUACAACAAAUACGGCAAAUAAAGUGUAUAAAAGUGAUGAGCUGCUUUCAAGAUAUAAGUAAUGUUAUGUUUUAUAUUACGACAAAAAAAAUAUGAUGUAACAAGCAUGGAAUUCAUCGGCAUGUGUGCAUUGGAAUGUAUAAAAGAAAACUGGAUUGUACAAAGUAGAUUUAUUGAGCGGAUUUUAAUAAUAUAUUUCAAACGCUUUGGGUACAAUUUUAA
Molecule: messenger RNA, 607 nt
Organism: Anastrepha obliqua
Lineage: Eukaryota; Metazoa; Arthropoda; Insecta; Diptera; Tephritidae
Exons: 1
Coding region: 63-407 (114 amino acids)
Source: RefSeq, a predicted model, not a curated record